UGAAAUUCGCCUUUUAAUUUUCUUAAACAAUUCAAUUUAGUAUAAAAUGCUUUUAAGGAGUGCAUCGACGCCGUUAUUUAAUUCACGGAUCCCACACUCGAAGGAACCGUCGCCGGAGCCCGAGUUCUCGCCCCUGAUUUACCGAACCCGAUCCGUUUCGUUCAGAGUUUCUUGCUCGAGCUCGGUUUCUGUCGGGUCGAGCGACGACAUGAGCCGGAGGAUGACGAGGGCGGUGUCGGAGACGGAUCUGAAGAUGGCCAGCUCUCCAGUGGUCCCUAAGAUGGGGAAAAUUAAGCAAAAUACCGGGAUGCUGAAUGGGACAUUUUUCGAGGAAGAAGAGGAGGUGGAGGAAGACGAAGCUGGAUUUCAUUGGCGGAGAUCGGAGUCGGUCUCUGUGGAGGAAGUGUAUGGAAUAGGCGGCGCAAAAGGCGGUGGAUCUAAUACUGGUGACAACGAGGGCUCGUGGGAUUUGAACAAGGGAAAUGAUGGUGCGGAGUUGUAUUAUCAGAAAAUGAUCGAAGCUAAUCCAAGAAAUUCACUUCUCCUCAGCAAUUACGCUAAAUUCUUAAAAGAUGUUCGUCGGGAUUUCGUGAAAGCCGAAGAAUACUGUGAGAGGGCGAUAUUGGCAAAUCCAAAUGACGGGAAUGUUCUAUCUAUGUAUGCUGAUUUAAUCUGGGAAACUCGCAAAGAUAGUUCCCGAGCUCAAACUUACUUCGAUCAAGCUGUUAAAUCUGCUCCUGAUGACUGUUAUGUGCUAGCAUCAUAUGCACGGUUUCUUUGGGAUGCUGAUGAAAAAGAUGAAGAACAAGGUGUGGGAAAUUUGAGUAAAGAAUCAGAGCAAAGCUUUAUCCAUGGAGUUCCUUCAAUGCCUCCAGCUUUGACUGCUGCUUAUUAAGACUCUUCUGCCAUGGCUUUUUCUGACUUUUGUUAAUAUUUAUCUUUUCUUUGUUAUGUGUUGAGUAGAAAUGACAUGAGUGAGCUUUGUAGUUAUUGAGAACUCUGUUUUGGUCUUCUCAUCCUUGGGAGUACCAUGUAAAAGAAAAAAAAGAUAUGAAAAUAAAUUUUCCAUUGAAAUGUUCUUGUUUC
Molecule: messenger RNA, 1086 nt
Organism: Hibiscus syriacus
Lineage: Eukaryota; Viridiplantae; Streptophyta; Magnoliopsida; Malvales; Malvaceae
Exons: 3
Coding region: 47-895 (282 amino acids)
Biological process (GO): RNA processing
Molecular function (GO): protein binding
Source: RefSeq, a predicted model, not a curated record